Molecule: messenger RNA, 1347 nt
Organism: Fusarium coffeatum
Lineage: Eukaryota; Fungi; Ascomycota; Sordariomycetes; Hypocreales; Nectriaceae
Exons: 1
Coding region: 1-1347 (448 amino acids)
Biological process (GO): protein phosphorylation
Cellular component (GO): mediator complex; nucleus
Molecular function (GO): cyclin-dependent protein serine/threonine kinase activity; RNA polymerase II CTD heptapeptide repeat kinase activity; ATP binding
Source: RefSeq, a predicted model, not a curated record
AUGCCUCUCCGCCCUCAUAUUGGUCUCGGUUUCCCAGCCCACGCUUACCAGAAACGCCAUGUAGAACCUCACGACCGAUCUACCGGGUAUCAGCCCAAGGUCCGCAUCACAGAUCGUUAUCGCAUCAUUGGUUUCAUCAGCUCCGGUACUUAUGGACGGGUGUACAAGGCUGUCGGUCGCAAUGGAAAGCCUGUCGGCGAGUUCGCCAUCAAGAAGUUCAAGCCUGACAAGGAGGGCGAGCAGAUCAGUUACACAGGUAUCUCGCAGAGUGCUGUCCGCGAGAUGAGUCUCUGCAGUGAGCUUCAUCAUCACAAUGUCAUCAAGCUCUGUGAGAUUAUGCUCGAGGAUAAGUGCAUCUUCAUGGUUUUCGAGUACGCAGAGCAUGAUUUGCUUCAGAUCAUUCAUCACCAUACACAACAGCCACGACAUCCGAUCCCUCCAGCAACGAUAAAGAGCAUCAUGUUUCAACUGCUCAACGGUUGCCAGUAUAUCCACACCAACUGGGUCUUGCACCGUGAUCUCAAACCCGCCAACAUCAUGGUCACUUCAUCGGGCGAAGUCAAGAUUGGUGAUUUGGGUCUGGCACGACGUUUCGAUAAGCCCCUACACUCACUAUUCAGCGGAGACAAAGUCGUCGUGACAAUUUGGUACCGAGCACCGGAGCUCAUCCUUGGAUCUUACCACUACACUCCCGCUAUCGACAUGUGGGCUGUCGGAUGCAUCUUUGCUGAACUUUUGUCUUUGCGGCCUAUCUUUAAGGGCGAGGAAGCCAAGAUGGACAGCAAAAAGACAGUUCCCUUCCAACGCAACCAGAUGCAAAAGAUCAUAGAGAUCAUGGGCGUUCCUACCAAAGACAAAUGGCCCCUUCUUCCAACGAUGCCAGAAUACAACCAACUCAACACUCUCGCCAACUCAAUGUCUCAUCACGGCCACCAUCAUCACCAUUCUCACCACCACGGCCACUACGGCUCACGCAACCCUCCCCCGCCCCCACCGGGUGGCUCAAACCUUGAAAAGUGGUAUUACAGCACCAUCAACCACACCAGCACCCCCGGAGGCAGUCCGCCGCUUGCCUCUCUGGGCUCAGAAGGUUACAAGCUGCUCGCCGGUCUUCUAGAAUACGAUCCUCAAAAGCGUCUCACCGCCGCUCAAGCUCUUCAAUCGCCGUUUUUCACCACAGGUGAUCGCGUCAGCGCGAAUUGCUUCGAGGGUUGCAAGAACGAGUAUCCCUGCCGACGCGUGAGCCAAGACGACAACGAUAUUAGAACUAGCAGUCUUCCUGGUACCAAGCGCAGUGGAUUACCUGAUGACUCGCUCAUAAGACCAGCCAAGAGAUUAAAGGAGUAG